CUUCGUGACGUAAGGACGUCCUUCUACCUCCCACAGAUCCUACAGCAUAUCACCAUGCUGCGUCUCAACCACACCAUAUCCCCCGCAUAGUUAUCUUUAAGACCACAACCACCAAGAAGCCAGGAACAAAGCGAACUCGACACCAUGGCAAACACGGCCCAUUUAAUCCGGAGACAGAGCAGCCGCGACCUCAACGCCCAACGCUCCAUGGAGUUGAGGGAGAUGAGAGGGAGGCUGGUCAUGGAGAAUGGGAAUAACACCAUCGGGAGUUACGGGUCUACGAACGCUGCUUUCGAGCCUGAUGUCAGUCCGGUGCAGGAGAAACCUACUAACUUAGAAUGCAAGAGAAACUCUCAAGACGGCAAACCGAUCUUCAAGCCGGAAGGGGGUGAAGAAGAACGCGAGUCGUGGGACAGCAAAGUGACCUUCCUGCUAGCCACAGUGGGCUAUGCCGUGGGGCUGGGAAACGUAUGGCGUUUCCCCUAUUUAGCCCAAAAGAACGGUGGCGGGGCGUUUUUAGUGCCGUAUUUCGUGAUGUUGGCGGUGGAAGGUAUUCCGAUCUUCUAUUUGGAGCUGGCCAUCGGACAAAGACUGAGGAAAGGGGCUAUUGGAGUUUGGAAUCAGGUGUCUCCGUUUUUGUCAGGAAUUGGUAUAAGCAGCGCUGUGGUAUCCUUCAACGUGGCGCUUUACUACAAUACAAUCAUCGCUUGGUGUCUGUUUUACUUCGUCCAAAGCUUUCAGUCCCAGCUUCCGUGGGCUGAGUGUCCCAAAGCCUAUUUCCCUAAUGGAUCGUACAUUUUGGAGCCAGAGUGUGUGGCAAGCAGUCCCACUCAGUACUUCUGGUAUCGUACAACCUUGGACAUAUCAGAAGACGUGAAUACUCCACAACCUUUCAACUGGAAAAUUGCGAUGGCAUUGGUUGUCGCGUGGAUAUUGGUCUACAUGUGCAUGAUCAAAGGGAUCGCGUCCUCAGGGAAAGUGGUCUAUGUGACAGCCACGUUUCCCUACUUGGUGCUCAUCAUCUUCUUCUUUCGGGGGAUCACGUUGAAAGGUGCUGGAGAUGGCCUAAUCCAUCUUUUUACUCCCUCUUGGCAUAUCAUAUUGGAUCCUGUGGUGUGGUUGGAAGCCGGCACUCAAAUAUUCUUCUCACUGGGACUUGCAUUCGGUGGCCUUAUCGCAUUUUCGUCUUACAAUCCAGUCAACAAUAAUUGUUACAGAGACGCCAUCAUGGUUUCUCUCACAAAUUGCUUUACUUCUAUGUUUGCUGGGAUCGUUGUUUUCUCCAUUAUCGGAUUUAAGGCUACAAUGACAUUCGAGAAAUGCCUAGAAGAAAGAAAUGCUACACUGAGCAACAUUUUUGGAGCCGACUAUAAUCAAAAAAGUUUACCAAAGGAAGGAAGUGUCUUCAAUAUCACUACUGCACAAGGAAUUGUUACAAGUAUCAUGCCUAAGCUGCCUGAGUGUGAUCUGCAGAAGGAAUUGGAUAAUUCUGCAUCAGGUACAGGCCUAGCCUUCAUCAUCUUCACCGAAGCCAUCAACCAGUUUCCAGGUGCUCAGUUCUGGUCAGUCCUCUUCUUCCUGAUGCUGUUCACGUUGGGCAUCGACUCCCAGUUUGGCACCCUAGAGGGUGUUGUGACCUCGAUCGUGGACAUGAAGCUGUUCCCCAACCUCCCAAAGGAGAUCCUCACCGGAGGCAUCUGUUUGGCGUGCUGCCUGAUCUCCAUGGGGUUCGCUCACGGCGCUGGCAGUUACGUGUUCGUACUUUUCGACAACUUCAGCGGGAAUUUCCCGCUGUUGAUCAUUGCGUUUUUUGAGUGCGUUGCUGUAUCGUACGUGUAUGGACUCAAAAGAUUUGCGGAUGACAUCGAAAUGAUGACAGGUACUCGUCCAGGUCUAUACUGGUUGAUCUGCUGGAAGUACCUCUCUCCUUUGGCAAUGCUGUCCAUCCUGGUGGCCAGUUUCGUCGAGAUAGCAGUCAAAGGGACGGGGUACGAUGCCUGGGUACCGUCCAAAGGAGAAACAGAGCACCACCAGUGGCCCGUUUGGUCAUUGGUACUUAUUAGCGGACUGGUGUUCGCUUCGGUACUGUGGAUACCUGGAGCUGCCAUAGCAAGGUUAUUUGGGAUAGUCCUCAUAGACGACAACGAAAAGGCGUGGUUCCCUGCCAGCGAUCUUAAAGACUUCCAUGGCAUUACGCCUCAUGAGGUGACAACCGCAGAAACGUUACUUUUCUGCAUCAGACCCGAUGGAACUGAAGGGCUAUGUUGCCCUACAACCUAUUCUUAUGAAGACGAAGACGAAGGAACUUGAGACAAUACUAUGUAGAUCAGUAUCAUCUUUUAUGUAUAAUAUGAGUACAAAAAAUGUAUAUUUAAAGGGAAAAGAGCACUUUGCCAUACAACUGUCAAGAAAGUUCAUUUGCUUUUUCUAUUUCCUUCCUUAAGCAACCAGCUGUUGACACAACGUUGUAGGGUCAGUGCGAACACGUUGCAUAAAAGUGUAUUUAUCAACUAUGCUAUACAGCUAAUAACAUAUCUUAACGUCUUUGGGAAAACAUGUUUUAGAACAUUAAGGGGCAACUAGCAAGCUGACAGAAAAACAUGACAAUAAAAAAUGUAUUCUAAAGUUGUAUCGGGAUUAGUGACUUGGUUUUUAAUUUGUACUUUCGUAGUAGAACUGCAUUCAUAGCUUGUCGAGCUGCACACAUUGGGACCACCAAUGUCAGCGCCACCUUUGUCUCGGAUUAGCGCAAGUAAAAGUGAAUUUUGUGAAACUGCUUCACAGGUGACGCUAGCGAAGUCACGGAUACUAUCACACUGUUGCCGCCUGUUCUUAUUUCUCCCAUGUUUUAUGUUGAACAGCGAUUCAAGCUUGAUCUUGCUCUAAAAGCAAUAUAUACUUCAAAUGAACAACUGAUGUUGUGAUUUGCAAUACAGAUUCUAAAGUUAUGAGUCUUUUCCCUUGAUAUGGAUACAUUUUAAUGCUCAUAUUGGUGUAAGCUUAGAAAUAUUUAUUUCAAAGGUUAGGUAGUGCUCCAGUAUACAUAUAUUUACAUAUCCUCAAGCAUAUCUUUGCUGAUUAAGAGGUGAUUCUAGUUUGCAGAACGUUAGUUAAAAUUGUAGAACUCUCUAUUUGGACACAAAGACAAUAAAAUAUAGCAAAACGAUCGGUUCCUUCUACUAUGGCAGGACAACUCGAAAUUAUUGCUUGGAUUGCAACUCUAACCAAAAUAAGAGACAUGGAUCGACACACAUAUCUAUCAUGUUCGCUGAAUACCUCGAUUUCACUAUAAACCUGUCAAUAGUAACAUCUGUCUAAGGGCGGUAUUGUCAGUCGUUUCUACAAUUUAUUGUAGGACGUCUGUAUAGCCUCCUUGAUUUUCAUAGUUUUCUACUGUUCCGUAUCAGAGCUUUGUUUUGAGGUUAUGUUACAAAUAGCUAUUUGCAUCAAAUUGUUUAUGCUUCUGAUGCUUAUCAUCUGCUAUACCAGCCUGAAAUUUCCUACAAUUCUGAGAGAAAACAGCCUCACAAAUCUAGAAAUACUACAACCUUUCUCUUGGAGAGAACAUACCAUGAGAAUCAAGGUGGUCAUAAAGGCAUCCUACAAUUGUAGGAACGAAGACUUAUGACAUAAGCCUAGCAGAUCUGGUAACUCAAUAACUAGGCAAUUUUAAAAAACUGGGGAAGAAGAUGAAGAAGAAUAGAAUGGAGGAGAACAGAAGGGAAUAAAGAACUCCGAUUUAAGAUAUGCGGCAUUAUAGAGACGAUCCAAUAAAUUUUGGUGUAAUCCAAAAUGCUUAUUAUUUGUUGUUGCAUAUUGGACAACCAAUAAAUCUAUAAGACUUUGAUGAUCAAGAUUCUUCUGCCAAAUCAAACCAACCAUAGUAGCAUGAACUGGGAGUUGCUAUACAGAUAGUUUCGGAACAAUAAUAAAUAAAAGUGUCUUAAAUACUUUCCCAUUAUUUUUAUAAAUAUUUAUUUGAACAAUGACAAUAAGUAUAUCUUCGAAGCAAAAUUGAAAUCAGACGUGUUCAUGAAAUUCUGUUGUAACCUCUGGAUAAAGAUGUGAUAAAAUGCACAAACUAAACUAGUCCUUAUGUUUGUAGCUUGGAUAUGUUACGUAUUUAUCUCGAAAUGAUGUGCUAAAACGAUUCCAUCGUAAUAUUUGUCGUUAACAGAAGGGUUAGCAGGCCCUUUGAGGGAAUUUUGUUAUAAGAGAAGUGUUUCAAUAAAUUGAUAUUAAUAAUUAUUGAUGGUCGAUGAUAUCUUUCGUGACUGUUUUGGUAGUAACGAACUACUGAAAAUUCUAUUUAGUUUAACCUAGGACUUUACUGUUGUGGGUCUAUCUCUUCUAUGAUAUUAGGUAUCUACAGUAUAUUCAGAUAAGAGAUAGACCGGACAUAAACAAGAC
Messenger RNA from Acanthoscelides obtectus, 4410 nucleotides. The record is from the annotation of a GenBank genome assembly. NCBI's taxonomy places the organism in Eukaryota, Metazoa, Arthropoda, Insecta, Coleoptera, Chrysomelidae.